AUGUGCCUCCCACAAACACUGGCGACACAGCAGGUGGACACAAGCUCAAGGUCUCUGGCCAGCACGUGUCCGUAUCAGAUCAACAGCUUGCGCGGGCCGACGGACUUUGGCUCUUCAGCCCUCAACGUCAUUAGUCGGCCGUCUCGCGAGCUCAGCAACUCGACGAUGAUCACGCUUCCACAGGAAGACUCGACGCAAGAAGUGGACGUGCCCGGUGAGAUUGUCCACAUUCAGGCCGUGAAGAUGGCGCGUCGCUGUGGCUGCACUGUCUCUCUUGGCGAGCAGAAGCUGCUGUACACGCUCCGCAACGCGAGCUACUUCCGCUGCAUUUGGGUCACGCCCCGUGCCUUGCAGGACCACAUGGUGCACCAUUACGACCGCGAGAUCCGCUACCUCGUGAGCGACUGCAUGGACUUUGAGACCCCUGAGGCAGCCCAUCGGCCUAGUGCCAGUGCACCCGCCAGUGCUACUGGGGCCUUCUGGGUCGACGGCAUUGACUUUGACGAGAACGCCAAGACCCCGGGCACGCCUUUGACAGACUACAAGGAAAUCGCUGUUGUCGUGUGA
This is a messenger RNA of Hyaloperonospora brassicae, 567 nucleotides long. The record is from the annotation of a GenBank genome assembly. NCBI's taxonomy places the organism in Eukaryota, Oomycota, Peronosporomycetes, Peronosporales, Peronosporaceae.